AUGUUGUUAAUGGCAUUAGAAUUGUAUUCUACCGUAAUGAAUAGCAUCGUACAACAAAGAUAAGAGAGAAUGACUCACUUGAUUAUAGAUUAUAGUGUUCUGUAAGUGUUUUGUCGUGAGGUCUGGUGUAUGUACGUGUGUGCGUGCGUGUGUGCGAACGUGCAUGCAUGUGCUUGCGUGUGUGUGUUUGUAUGUGUGUGUCUCUGUAUGUGGCUCUAGUAAAAUAAUCACUCUAGGAAGUGGCAGCAUGUUGAGGAAUGGAUUCUUAGAGCACACACUGCCAGGCCUCUGUUCUCCUCUCUUCUGAUCUCCUCUCCUCUGUUCUCCUCUCCUCUGUUCUCCUCUCCUCUGUUCUCCUCUCCUCUGUUCUCCUCUCCCCUGUUCUGCUCUCCUCUGUUCUCCUCUCCUCUCUUCUGCUCUCCUCUGUUCUCCUCUCCUCUCUUCUCCCCUCCUCUGUUCUCCUCUCCUCUGUUCUCCUCUCCUCUCUUCUGCUCUCCUCUGUUCUUCUCUUCUCUGUUCUCCUCUCCUCUGUUCUCCUCUCCUCUGUUCUCCUCUCUUCUGCUCUCCUCUGUUUCUCCUCUCCUCUGUUCUCCUCUCCCCUGUUCUGCUCUCCUCUGUUCUCCUCUCCUCUCUUCUGCUCUCUUCUGUUCUCCUCUCCUCUCUUCUCCCCUCCUCUGUUCUCCUCUCCUCUGUUCUCCUCUCCUCUCUUCUGCUCUCCUCUGUUCUUCUCUUCUCUGUUCUCCUCUCCUCUGUUCUCCUCUCCUCUGUUCUCCUCUCUUCUGCUCUCCUCUGUUCUCCUCUCCUCUGUUCUCCUCUCCUCUGUUCUCCUCUCCUCUCUUCUGCUCUCCUCUGUUCUCCUCUCCUCUGUUCUCCUCUCUGUUCUCCUCUCCUCUGUUCUCCUCCACUCUGCUCUCCUCUCCUCUGUUCUCCUCUCCUCUCUUCUCCUCUCCUCUCUUCUCCUCUCCUCUGUUCUCUCCUCUCUUCUGCUCUCCUCUGAUCUCCUCUCCUAUGUUCUCCUCUCCUCUGUUCUCCUCUCCUCUGUACUCCUCUCCUCUGUUCUCCUCUCCUCUCUUCUGCUCUCCUCUGUUCUCUCCUCUCUUCUGCUCUCCUCUGAUCUCCUUUCCUCUGUUCUCCUCUCCUCUGUUCUCCUCUCCUCUGUACUCCUCUCCUCUGUACUCCUCUCCUUUCUUCUGCUCUCCUCUGUACUCCUCUCCUCUCUUCUCCCCUCCUCUGUUCUCCUCUCCUCUGUUCUCCUCUCCUCUCUUCUGCUCUCCUCUGUUCUUCUCUCCUGCCCCCCCCCCCACACACACACACAUACACACACACACACACACACACACACACUCUCAUUUGUGAUAGGUAAUUAAUAUUUAAGAAUUGGCAAGACAUCCAUUUUCCUUCCACUGCUUAAUUGUCUUGAAAAUGUAGGAGAUUACAGAGAGAGAGAGAUUUAUGUUCAAAUAAGACUCUGUCAGGACCCGUCAGCACCACGCACACCGGCUGGCUGCCACUGAACACACACACAAUCACACACAGUUAGUCAGUGACACACACACACACACACACACUCACAGUUAGUCAGACACAUAAACAGUUAGUCAGUAACACACACACACACUCUCACGGUCACACACACACAAAAAUGCACUUAACAAAUCACUCUCACACACCUACCCCCCCACCACACCACACUCACAACCACUCCCAGACCCCAAUUCUUCUUCGCUCUUUCUCCAUUCCAUCCUCUAUUUCUCCCAUCCUCCCUUCCAACCUUCCUCCCUUACUCUUUUCCUCCUCCAAAGAACAAACAGAGCCAAGCAUUGUCCAUAUUUCUGAUAGUUGUCUGCCUGCAUCAGAACAGAUCUGUUCCCUUUCCCACCUUUGUGUUUAGCCUUCCAAAUCCACAGGUAAUUGACUUUUAAUGUACAAUUAAUGCUGAGCCAUUGAUCACACUGAAUCUGAGCUGUGUUAAAGAGAGAGAGAGAGAGAGAGAGAGAGAGAGAAGAGAGAGAGAGAUAGAUAAGAGAGAGAAGAGAAGAUAGAGAUAGAAGAUAAUGUGCAUUAGAGAGAUAGAAUUUGCAGAGAGAGAAUUUUUAAUAUAGCCUUAUUAUCUUCGUUCCUUCUAUAUAGUUUCGUCAGAGAGAUACGUGCGCUCUCCUUUAUGGGGGCGCUCUCUCUAGGGGGGAGCGCGCAAUUAAGAGAGAGUGAGAGUUCUCUAGAGAGAGAGGUCUGUAGUGGAUCGACAGCACAUAGGAGCAGAGUAGAGACGCCCACUUUGACAGCCUGCUUUAGUUUCAGAUGGGUGACAAGGUUCAAGGAACGUUAGUGUGUGAUCACUUGUGUGCCUGUGUGAACGUGAUACAUUGUAUCAUAGCAGACACAUCCUCCUAUAUGAGGCCUAUCACUUCAUUUCAAUUUGGCCUAUGUAAUGGAGAACAUCAACAGUAGUAUCUCUUUCUCUCUUUCCACACUGCUCUUCCUCCACACCACUCUUCCUUCUCCUCUAUCUCGAUCUCCCCCUCUCUCUCUUUCUCUCAAUCUACACUGCUUUCCCUCCCUUUUCUCUGCAGUGCCUGUUGGUAUGGAAGGCCUGUCUCCAACUGCUCUUCAAUACCCCCCCUCCUCCCCCGCUUAGAGCACGAGGGAGGGAUGGGGAGAGAGAGAGAUAGGGAGAAAGAGAGAAAAGAGAAAGUGUGGGGGAGAUGGGCAGUUCUGCCAGGGUGUGUUUUCUUCUUUCUCCCGAGAGGGCCCAAUGAGCCGGAGUGAUUAUAGCCUUACCAUUGUAAUCUCACAUCUUAUACCACCUCACCCCUCCUCCUCCUCCACCUCCCCCCUCCCCCGUCCUCCUCCUCCUCCUCCUCCUCCUCCUCCUCCUCCUCCUCCUUCCUCCCCCUCAUCCCCCCAUUCAACUAAAUCCAAUUUGUUAUGGUUUCAAAUGAGGCCUGUUCUCUGUUCUCUUGCUACUUCACCCCAAAGUGCCUUCUCUUACUCUGAGACCAACUUAAAUAGGUGAAUUUGUUUUAUUCUUCAGAGGCUGGGGCAAUCUUGUAGCGAUGUACAAUGAGGACUACAGUUCUAUAGCACUGGUGAUAUUAGUCCAGCUGCUGCUGUGGCUUUGGCAUUGAAUACCCUUUCAUUGCUAUGCGGCUGGGCCGAUCUGUGCAUUUUGCUCUACUAUCAAAUGCAGGACCCUCUCAGUGUGUGUGUGGGCUGCUGAAGUUCUUGAUGAGCUUUUCUACCGUUCUUCUCUUUGUUGUUCUUUAGCCCUUCCAGACACUGUCUGUUCAGUAGACACUGUGCUCCUCAGUUGAGUUCAGAUCUGUUCACUCUCACAUUUAAAUCUCCUCCUGGGACUCGAAGGGACAGUGUUGCUGUGUUGGAGGGAUGGUGAUAGGAGCCGAAACAUCGGGGCUGGCUGAAUUAUAUUUCAUUAUUAUAAAGACUAAGCAAGAACAAUAAAAAAUAAAAAUAAAUCUCUACAUUCAACUUAUUUUGGGUAAGCAGCUCACAUAUAGCUUUAUCUACAUGUUUUUCUUGGUGCAGGGACUCCUGACCUCAAGUGUCAGAGGGAAACAUAAGAAACCCUGUUAUACAACAAUAACAGUGUUGACAUGCAUAGAGUGCUACACACUCCCUCCAUACACACUUUAAUCAAUUACCCCUAUAUUCUCUCCUCCACUUUACUUUGUGUAAAGUUUGGAAAAGGCCCUUUCCUGUUUCAGCAUGACAAUGCCCCCCUGCACAAAGUGAGGUCCAUUCAGAAAUGGUUAGUCGAGAUCGGUGUGGAAGAACGUGACUGGCCUGCACAGAGCCCUGACCUUAACCCCAUCGAUCACCUUUGGGAUGAAUUAGUGCCCGACCUCACUAAUGGUCUUGUGGCUGAAUGGAAGCAAAUCCCCACAGCAAUGUUCCAACAUUUAGUGGAAAGCCUUUCCAGAAGAGUGGAGGCUGUUAUAGCAACAAGGGGGGACCAACUCCAUAUUAAUGCCCAUGAUUUUGGAAUGAGAUAUUUGACGAGCAGGUGUCCACAUACUUUUGGUCAUGUAGUGUAGAUGCUUCUGCACCAGGAAAAGGUCUCAGAGAAAACAAUACUCUGUCGGGCGUUAUCGCUGCAAACUAUCUAUUAAUAAAAUGUUGUGUGACUCAAGCUCUUCUUUUUGAAUUGUUCAAUAAAAAAGUAUGAAACUUUGCCGAGGCCCAAUACACUAUUAUGAAAUGGAUUCUCCUUCUGAAGAGUCAAAUCAAUUAUGAUAGUUAAUUAAAGUUUUGCAUAUCUGAUUAUAUUGGUGAUAGUUUUGUGUCCAAAAGAUAUGUGAUGUUAUAGCUGAUAAUGAUGAUGAUGAUGAUGGUUAUGAUAACAGCCAUGAAGAUGAUGGUGAUAAUAAUGAUGAUGGUGAUUAUGAUGAUAACAGUUAUGAAUAUGAUGAUGAUAAUGAGGAUGAGGUUUAUUUUGCCGAUGUUUCUUCACUGUUCAGUAACAGUGUAUGUUGGUGUGUUUUGCAGGGUAUGAUAUACCUGGAGGAGAGGAGACUGGUGCACAGAGACCUAGCAGCCCGUAACGUGCUGGUCAAGUCCCCCAACCACAUCAAGAUCACUGACUUUGGUCUGGCACGGCUGCUGGACAUCAAUGAGAAGGAGUACAAUGCUGACGGGGGCAAGGUAAGCAUGGCCAGGAAAACAGAAUGUGUGCUCCCUGUAUUCUAAUCUCACUACUCGCUCCCCUCUGUCUGUUCUCUGUCACUUCUAUUCUUCUAGAUGCGUGUAUUCCCCUCACCGUAGUGUGCUGAGUGAAUAGCACACACACCCUCCUCUUAAAGUAAUCAAUAGGAUGUGUCUCAAAUGGUACCCUUUAUAGUGCACUUCUUUUGACCAGACCCCUAUGGGCCCUGGUCAAAAGUAGUGCUCUUUAUAGGGAAAGGGUGCCAUUUGGGACACACACAAGAUAGCCCAGUGAAUCAGUUCAGCUGUUUAAACUGCAGCCAGCCUCCUGCGAUGUGAUGUGAUUCUCAUCCCACUGUGUUGUGAGCUCUCUGUGGGGGGCAGCUCUUAGGCCUGGGGGAGAAAGGGCUUUAUCCUGCCUGGGUUUACUCCUCUCCUCUCCUCUCCUCUCCUCUCCUCUCCUCUCCUCUCCUCUCCUCUCCUCUCCUCUCCUCUCCUCUCCUCUCCUCUCCUCUCCUCUCCUGUUCUAUUGUAUGAUAAUAAUGAUGAUACUGUUAAAAAGGUAUUUCAAAGAAACCUGAGCAUAUGACUAUAGUAAAUGGGAUAUACUAAUGUGGGCAGACAUCUAAACUGGGUUGUGGAAGCGUCCCAAAUGGCACCCUAUUCACUUUGUAGUGUUUGUAGUGCACUACUUUUCACAAGGACCCAUAGAGUGUAUAGGGCUCUAGUCAAAAGUAGUGCACUAUAUAGGGAAUAGGGUGCCAUUUGGGACAUUACCCUGGUCUCUGACAUCACACUAGCUAUGUUUCCAUUAAUUGUCGACAUUUAGAAAGUUCGCAUUGAAAAUAGAUGCGACAAUUGCCUGCUAGCGUGCGUUUAUAUGCAAUAAUAAUUUACUGAUAUUUGCUAUAUUCUAAUAAUUAUCAUGUGCCAGCGUAUCGCCUAUAUACGUGCAAUGGUGAAACUUGCACUCCUGUAGAUCUGAAAUAAUUGGAUGGUGAAACUUGCCAGCUAACCAGAAAAGCAAGGCGGAGCAAUUCAGGCAUUCUUGAAUGUCAGAACAAUCCUUGUCUGGCAAACAAACAUAAUUGUUAUAGUUGAAGACAAAUAUUUUGCAAGCAGUAGGCAUUUAAAAUGAAAUGUGGAGUGGAGCUUUAUAGUUACGUGAUGACAUCAUGUUCCCCGCGUACCUUUAAAAUUAUUCAGCAAUCAUAAUUUAUUUGAAAAAUCACUGCUGUCGAACGGAUACAAAUGUUGUCAAUCUUUAGAAAAUGUAUCUUAUAUCUGCCAUUUCCAUUACACAUGUCAGCCCAAAAAAAAAUUACGACAUUGCUUUUUUCGAAUAAACCUGGGUCAAUGGAAACCUGCCUAAUGACCCUGCAAAAAUGGCAAAGUGUGAUGGUUUUAGAAGGCUUUAGCACAACAGGAGCUUGAUGCUGUGGCUUUGCUGAAAUUAAAUUGUCGUUUUGUAUUUUCGUUUGAGUUAUUUUAGCUCAGUGGGCUUUCAUUCAUAUUUAAUUUAUCUCGUAAACAUCCACUAUAACUGCCUUGUUGGCAAAGUAUUCGCAGCAUAUUAACACACAGGCCUAUAUGGCAUGCAAUGUCACGCCCUGGCUCUGGGGUCUCUUAAAUGUUGAGCCAGGGUGUGGACUUGUUAUGUUUAGUUUUCAUUGGGUCUGUUCUAGUUCGUGUUUUCUAUGUUGGCCAGGGUGGUUCCCAAUCAGAGGCAGCUGAUUCUCAUUGUCUCUGAUUGGGAACCAUACUUAGGCAGCCUGUUGGCACUAGUUAUUUGUGGGAUCUUGUUCUGUAUAGGUUUGUUUUGGUGUAGAACCUUUAGACUUCACGUAUCGUUUUGUUGUUUUGUUGUGGAUGUAAAGUACUCAUUAAAAGAUGUACGCCUAUCACGCUGCGCCUUGGUCCGGUUCUUACGACGAUCGUGACAGAAGAUCCCACCGUAAUAGGACCAAGCAGCGUGUGCAGGAGCAAACGCCGGGUAUGGAACAGGAGGUUACUCUGGUAGAUGUCCUCCUCGGUUGGGGGAGAAUCACAGAGGAGGAGGCCGUCCGCUACCGGAGGGCGAUGAGGGAGGAUGCCCAGGCAGGAGAGGAGAAGCGGCGCCAACCGGGUCGUCGUCGGACAGGCGAGAGGCAACCCCAAUAAUUUUUUUUGGGGGGGCACACGGCAUGGACGACGGGGAUGCUGGAGGCAGCUACAGGACGUAUCGGCGGAUUAGGAGAGGAGGCCACCAGGUUUGGGGGGCUGGAAGGGAGGUUGGCGGAGCCUAGAGGUAGAGCAGAGCCAACUCCCCGUACUCAGGCUAGGCAGCGUGAGACUGGGCAGGUUCCGAGUUAUGCGGAGCUGCGUACUGUGCCGUGAGUGGUCCGGCACAGUCCUGUACGUCCUGUGCUAGCACCACGCACGUGUUGUGCUAAGGUGGGCAUGCAGCCAGGACGGAGUGUGCCGGCUCAACGCUCGUGGCCUCCAGUACCCCUCCUCGGUCCCGGAUAUCCUGCGCCAGUGCCACGUGCUGUAGUGCCAGUACGAGUGCACAGCCCUGUACGUCCUGUGCUGAUGCCUCACACAGAGUGUGUAGAAAUAGGCAUUCAGCCAGGACGGGUUGUGUCAGCUCUUCGCUCCAGACCUCCAGUCCGUCUCCACAGUCCAGUCCGGCCUGUUCCUGCUCCCCGCACCAAGCCAGUGGUGCGCGUCGUCAGCCCGGUCCGGCCUGUUCCUGCUCCCCGCACCAAGCCAGUGGUGCGCGUCGCCAGCCCGGUCCGGCCCGUUCCUGCUCCCCGCACCAAGCCAGUGGUGCGCGUCGUCAGCCUGGUCCGGCCCGUUCCUGCUCCCCGCACCAAGCCAGUGGUGCGCGUCGCCAGCCCGGUCCGUUCCUGCUCCCCGCACCAAGCCAGUGGUGCGCGUCGCCAGCCCGGUCCGGCCUGUUCCUGCUCCCCGCACCAAGCCAGUGGUGCGCGUCGUCAGCCAGGUUCGGCCUUUUCCUGCUCCCCACACCAAGCCAGUGGUGUGCGUCGUCAGCCCGGUCCGGCCCGUUCCUGCUCCAAGCCAGUGGUGCGCGUCGUCAGUCCGGCACGGCCCGUGCCUGUUCCACCGGUGCCUGGUCCGGCACCGGUCAGCUGCUCCACUCCGGAGCAACAGCAAUCCGCUCCACCGGGGUCCAGUCCAGCUCCGGCCAGCGGGGCCAGACCAGACCAGGGGCGCUACGGGGGGGUAGCGAGAGAGUGGUGGUCACGCCCGGAGCCGGAUCCGCCUCCGAGGCGGAAUGCCCACCCGGCCCCUCCCCUGUUGUGUUUGGUUGGCGCGGUCGCAGUCCGCGCCUUUGGGGGGGGGGUACUGUCACGCCCUGGCUCUGGGGACUCUUAAAUGUUGAGCCAGGGUGUGGACUUGUUAUGUUUAGUUUUCAUUGGGUCUGUUCUAGUUCGUGUUUUCUAUGUUGGCCAGGGUGGUUCCUAAUCAGAGGCAGCUGAUUCUCGUUGUCUCUGAUUGGGAACCAUACUUAGGCAGUCUGUUGGCACUAGUUAUUUGUGGGAUCUUGUUCUGUAUAGGUUUGUUUUGGUGUAGAACCUUUAGACUUCACGUAUCGUUUUGUUGUGGAUGUAAAGUACUCAUUAAAAGAUGUACGCCUAUCACGCUGCGCCUUGGUCCGGUUCUUACGACGAUCGUGACAUGCAAACAGCUUUAGUGAAGGUUAAGUUGACCCCAAAUGGAUCAGUAAACAAAUAGCGACUUUACUCCCCUUUCAGACUAAUCUGAACACGGCUCUAUAACUGUUUACUAUUCCUCUAAUAGGAACAACAGGAAAACUCACAGGAGAAAAAUACAUGCCUAGUAUUUAUAUAGGGUCAGAAUUGGACAUCAUGGGCUGAUUAAGCCUAGUCCUGGACUAAAAAGCAUGCUCAAUCUGGAUUAAAAAGCAUGCUCAAUCUGGACUAAAAAGCAUGCUCAAUCUGGACUAAAAAGCAUGCUCAAUCUGGACUAAAAAGCAUGCUCAAUCUGGACUAAAAAGCAUGCUCAAUCUGGACUGAAAAGCAUGCUCAAUUGAAUAUCUCCAUGAAAUAGCUUUUUACUCCAGAACUAGGCUUAUUCUUGUCCGGAAAACUAGCCCUUUGUCUUUUAUUCAGUUCACUCCAACGUUUGUUACAAAAUAAAAGCUAUUCUUCUCUUUACUUGUAGAUGCCUAUAAAGUGAAAGCCAUUUCUGCGUAGCUAAUUGCCUUCUUGCAUUGCGUACUUACAGUAUGUUGGGUAUAAAUUAGCCAUUAGUCAGACAUUCAGAAGUUCAAUAAAAUAUGUGUUUCUCUUUGCCUCCAGAUGCCAAUCAAGUGGAUGGCCUUGGAGUGUAUCCACUACAGGAAGUUUACCCACCAGAGUGACGUGUGGAGCUACGGUAAGGCUGGGCAUUAACAUAAAUUAAAUCAAUCAAUCAACCAAUCAAUCAAUAAACAAACCAUUCAAAGUGUUUUUACAGUUAUGUGAGAGCUCUGGUGAAAUCAUAAGAUAUCCAAUGUAUUUAUUAUAUUUGGCAAAACAAACUUGAACCUUACACCUUCUCAGGGGUGACCAUUUGGGAACUGAUGACGUUCGGGGGGAAGCCCUAUGAUGGCAUCUCGACCCGGGACAUCCCAGACCUGCUGGAGAAGGGAGAGCGUCUGCCCCAACCUCCCAUCUGCACCAUAGAUGUCUACAUGGUCAUGGUGAAAUGUAAGCUACCCUGUAUAACCCCCUCCUUCUCUCUCUCCUUCUCUCUCUCUCUCUCUCUCUCUCUCUCUCUCUCUCUCUCUCUCUCUCUCUCUCUCUCUCUCUCUCUCUCUCUCUCUCUCUUUCUCUCUCUUUUUCUCUCACUCACUCAUUCACUCACUCACUCACUUUCACACACACACACACACACACAUACACACACACACACACACACACACAACCCCGCUGCUAUGGCCCCAGCCCUAUAGGGUAGGAUCACAGAUGGUACUAUGCCCCCCUGUCCAGGCAGAGAGACACCAUGCCAGCACUACCCUUGUGUUUCCUGGCUGUACUCUCUCCUCUGGCUGUGACCCCUCUCUCUCCUCUGGCUGUGGCCCCCCUCUCUCCUCUGGCUGUGGCCCCUCUCUCUCCUCUGGCUGUGGCCCCUCUCUCUCCUCUGGCUGUGGCCCUUCUCUCACACAUUGGGGCCAGGGUGUCACUGACUGACCUACAGCCUCUGUCACCUUCCUCCAUGAUCCUGUGCCCAAUGCCCCUGUAGUACCCACACCAACCUCUCCCUCAUCAAACCAGAUGGUCAAAAUCAAAUCAAAUGUUAUUUAUUUGACACAUGCUUUGUAAACAAAAGUAGCAGCAGUGUGUGUGGUGGUGAGUGUCUGUGAGUGUGUGUGUGGCGUCAGCAUGCAUGUGUGCGUGUGUUAUGUGUGUGUGGGCGUAUGCAGUGUGUGGGUGUGUAUAUGUAUGUGUGUGUUGGGGGAUUAGGGUAUACCCUCUCUCUCUCUCUCUCUCUCUCUCUCUCUCUCUCUCUCUCUCUCUCUCUCUCUCUCUCUCUCUCUCUCUCUCUCUCUCUCUCUCUCUUCUCUCUCUCUCUCGCUCAUUUACUGUUUCGCAUUGAGGAAUCCUUCUACAGUAUACCUUGUCCGUGUUCUCUAUCUCUAAAGGUCUUUGUUAUCCCCUCCAGGUUGGAUGAUAGACGCAGACAGCAGGCCCAAGUUCAAGGAGCUGGCUGCAGAGUUCUGUAGGAUGGCCCGGGACCCCCAGCGCUACCUGGUCAUCCAGGUGACUUACCUUACUUUACUGUCUAACACCCAUCCUUAUCCUGGGGAGUAGAGUGAAUGAAAAAACUCUGAUGUGUGGAUAUCAUGAUUUUCCAGUAAUUUGUAUGUCUCUCCCUCUCCUUCUCCCCCACCACCCCCCUCCCUCCCCCCUCCAGGGUGAUGACCGUAUGAAGCUCACCAGCCCCAACGACAAUAAGUUCUUCCAGAGCCUGCUGGAUGAGGAGGAGCUGGAGGAUCUGAUGGAUGCUGAGGAGUACCUGGUCCCUCACGCCUUUAAUAUCCCACCACUGGCGUACACACCCAGGACACACGUUGACUCCAAUAGGGUAAGGCUCCACUCUCCUCUCCCCUCUUCUUCUCCUCUCUUCUCUCAUCUCCUCUCCUCUCCUCCUCCCCUGUCCUGUCCUGUCAUCCUCUCCUCUCCUACCCUCUCUUCUCUCCUCCUCUCUCCUCUUAUUUCCUCUCCUCUCUUUUCCUCCUCUCUCCACUCCUCUUCUUCCAACAGGGUAAGGCCCUGUGUACAUAAUGCCCUUCUCAGAAUACAUUCUAUUCUAUUCUAUUAUAUUAAAAUGAUUUUCAAAAUGCCUCUUCCCUAACUUCUUUCCUUAGAAGCCUGGCUACAAAGUGUCCUCUGAUAUUUAAUCCCAGUCUCAUACAACCGAAGACAAAGAUCACACUGAGCUACUCCAUCAUUCAACCUGUGUCCUCUUCAUGAUAAACUCCCCUUAAAUUCUACCUUAAAGUGUUUUCUUCUGAUGUCUGUUUCAGUACAUUGUGUUUGACUGGUUGAUUUCCCAUGUGGGUUGGACUCAUCUGUUGCACUGAAAUUGAGUUCCACUUCUCAGGUUGUAACUGCAGUGUAUAUUACCACAACAUACAGUACAUACACAGACAGAAGCCUGUAGGGCUAUGUAAAACCAAGAGCCACAGUAUUUAGUGUGUUGCUAUGGGUGAUGAGGAGGAAGAGAGGAGGAAAACAGAGGAGGUGAUGGGAGGAGUUGACAGAAGAGGAGUGACAGAGGAGAAAUUGUUACAGGCUAAAGGGUUCACAGUGUGAGGUCUGGAGUCUAUUCUCCUCAGUAAGAGAAGGAAGAGCAGAGGAGGUUGAUUUCUGAUUGUGGUGGAUGGGUACACAGCGUGAGAGAGUCUCCUGUCCUCAGUGAGUGCUGACUACACACCUGCAGACCACCGCUGAGACUGAGAGAUCAGAAGGGGGAGGAGGUGACGAGGGGGGGGUAAAGACCACUCACCCACAGGAGGGGAGAGGACAGGGGAGGAUGGAGGAGGAGGGUGAAGAAGGGAUGAGGGGGGGAGAGUGUUGUAGCAGGGUGAGAAGGGAGAAGGAGGAGACUGACUCUCCCUUGAACCAAUACUCUUGAACACAAGUACCAACACUCAGGAGUGUGUAUUAAACCUCUUUGUCCUCUUAUGCCCCUGCAGGACCAGUUGGUGAACCAGGACCCUAGCUUCACCCACAGCCCAUCAGUGUGUACAGUACAUUAAACCUCUCCUUGUUUCCCUACAGAACCAGUUUGUGUACCAAGACCCUAGUUUCGAUAUGGAGGACAUGUUGGGGACCAUCCCGCGGGUGCUGUCCCUGUCACCAGGGAACCAGUCUGUAGGGGGGCAGGGCGGUAGCGGCCCGGAGCACCAACGCUUCGAGGACCAGCGCUGUAACGGCACCCUGAGGAAGCAGGCAACUCCCCGGCCCGCGGGACCUCCUGGAUCAGACGGAGCACCAGGUAACGCCUCUUUUAGCACUGUUAUUUUAGCUUCCUUGAUUCUUAAUAUAUUUUGUCUAUUUUUUAUUGUUUGUUUGUUUGUGUUUUAUUUGUCUAUGUAGAGCGUUGAGAUUCCUAUGUAAUGAAAAGCCCUAUACAAAUACAUUUUAUUAUUAUUAUUAUUUAGCCUCAGGUCCAGGGGAGAGCAGCAGUGGACAGCGCUACAGUGCAGACCCCACCAUCAUGCUGGGGGAGAGAGGAGCUAGAGGAGACACCGACCAGGAUGGAUAUAUGACCGCCAUGAGGGAGAAGGCCUCCUCAGGUACAACAUGUCUUCACUAUUCAGUGUUUUCCUUUCCUCAGGUAAUGUCAUGUACAACAGGAAGCACUUCUUAACUGUUUAUGAUGUAUUUCCUUGAUAAAGCUUUUAUCCAUAGCCACAGACUUGGAUUUGUAUAUUUUUGGGCUUUUGGUUCUGAAGCUUGGCAGUAACUGUUCCAGUUAGACAAAAAUUCUAAAAUAGGUGAAAGACCACUGUUCUGAUCCUUUCCAAUGAGCCUCGUCUGUUACCAGAGGGGUGUACUGUUCUGUAGUGUACCUGGUGACGUCAGAUCCCAGGUUUCAUCAUCUCCACCCUUCACCCUUUGAUCCAGACAGCUGUAGAGGCCUACCCACCAUCACCCACACACACACACACAAACAAACAAACAAAAAAACACACACACACACUCUCACACAUAGAGGCAUGUCAGAGGCUAGUGAAGAGAUCCGUAAGAUCAAAAUACUGCAAACCUUCUGUUCAUCCUGUGAAAGCCUCUCUCUAUCUCUACCUCUCUCUCUUCCCCCUCGCUCUCUCCCCCUCUCUCUUCCCUCCUCAACACCCCCCCCCCCCCCCCCCCCCCCCCCUCUCUAACAGACUAUCUCAACCCUGUGGAGGAGAACCCGUUCGUGACGCGCCGGAGGAAUGGAGACGCCCUAACCCUGGACAGCUGUAACCCCUAUCAGGUGGACUUUUUUAUGACUAUUUGGACUAUUUCUUAUGGACUACUUGCUCCUCAAUUUUUCUACAGUUUUUUUUUACUGUUAUCGACAUUUCCCCCCUCCCAUUUUUUAUCUGGUAAAGUGUGUUGUGACCCCUGCUAAUCCUUAGGAGUCUAAGCCAUUGUUUCAUGAUAUCUACUACCCAAACACAUGGAAUUGUUGUAAGAUAGUAAUAACAUGGACCAUCUAGCUAUUUGAAAGCACUUUAACUAAACUUUGACUUGACUUGUCAGGUGGCCCCCAGCGGCCCCCAACAUGCCGGCUCCGGCCCCAGAGUGGAGGACGAAUACGUCAACGAGCCCCUCUACCUCAACACCUUCCACAACCCCGGAGGCCCAGGUCCAGGUGUGGGAGACUACAGUGACUACACCCUGAAGAAGAAUGGGGUCACUGGGGGACACAACCCUGCCCUCGCCACCCUGGUAGGCCAGCCAGGCGCCACUGGCCUCACUGCUGGCCAAUCAGGCACUGCCCAGGCAGGAAACCCUGCUCACAACGUCCAGGCAGCCCACGCCCAUGGAGUCUCUGCACAACCGGGAUACGCCGUACCUCCAGGGCUCGGUGCGGCCGGCGCCCACCCAGGCCACCCCUCCCACCCAGCCCACCCCGGGUACACCCUUCACCCCGGCCUCACAGGCACCAUCAUGUUAGACAAGAAAAAUAGACAAGACAAGAACAAGACGUUUGAAAAUCCAGAGUACUGGCAGCAUAGCCUCCCUCCCAAGGCCACCCUGCACAACCCUGAGUACCUGCAGGACUGCAGCACACGCUUCUUCUACCGGCAGAACGGACGCAUCCGGCCCGCAGUGGCCGAGAACCAGGAGUACCUGACAGAGUUCGCCCUGAAACCUGGGACCGUGCUGCCGCCCCCACCCUACAGACAGAGGAACACUGUGGUGUAA
Coregonus sp. 'balchen' is the source of this 14090-nucleotide messenger RNA. Lineage: Eukaryota; Metazoa; Chordata; Actinopteri; Salmoniformes; Salmonidae. The record is from the annotation of a GenBank genome assembly.